Lactuca virosa is the source of this 1203-nucleotide messenger RNA. Lineage: Eukaryota; Viridiplantae; Streptophyta; Magnoliopsida; Asterales; Asteraceae. The record is from the annotation of a GenBank genome assembly.
AUGAGGACUAAAUCUGUCACUCCCAAAGGGCUCAAGUUCAUAAGCAAGGAAGACGAAAAUAUGGCGUGGGCCCCCUUGGAGAAGCGAUUUGAGGAUCUCACCAAGUACACCAAUGGGAUGAAUAAAGAUUCCCAAGAGUUCGCUGAGGAGUUGUUUGAUUUAUUGACCCUAAGGAGGAACAUAAUAGGUGACUCGAUUGAUAAAGAACAAAUGAAGCACUUUUGGGGCCAAAUUUCUGGUCAGAGUUUUGAUUCAAGGCUACAGACUUUCUUUGACAUGAUUGAUAAAGACGAAGAUGGUAGGAUCACACAAGACGAUGUCAGAAAGAUUAUUAGCCUUAGUGCUUCAAUCAACAAGUUAUCAAAUAUUAAAAACCAAGCAGAUGAAUAUGCCGCGUCUAUCAUGGAAGAGUUAGAUCCAAAUGACCUCGGUUACAUCAUGAUUGACGAUUUAGAGAUGUUAUUGUUGCAAGCACCAAAACAUGACGUGAGUCCAGAAAGCAAAAACCUAAGCCAUAUGUUGAGCCAACAGCUGAAAACAACUCAAAGUGGUAAUCCUAUAAGAAGAUGCUUCCCAAAAGUUUUAAUCAAUGGUCCAUAUGGAGGAGCAGCAGCACAAUACUACAAGAAAUACGAGGUGGUGUUACUAGUGGGGUCAGGAACCCCAAUCAUCAAUAUUGUGAAAGAUAUUUUGAAUAACAUUAAAGCCAAAGAUGAUGAAGAGAAUGCCUUGGAAAACGGUAGCACUGGCAAACUACAAAAGAAAAAGUCAGGGCGAACAAACUUUAAAACAACAAGAGCUUACUUCUAUUGGGUGACAAGCGAACAGGGUUCGUUUGACAUGGUUAAAGACAUUAUGAAUGAGGCUGCUGAAAUGGAUGAAUAUGGUGUCAUUGAAAUGCAUGCUUAUUGCACCAGUGUUUUUGAGGAAGAUGACGCUCGGUCUGCCUUUAUUACUAUUCUGCAGUCACUUUAUCAUGCUAGAAAUGGUAUUGAUGUUGUAUCAGGGACCCGUGUUAAGUCUCGUUUUUCUGAACCCAAUUGGCGUGACGUGUAUAAACAGAUCACUCUUAAUCACAUUGGUUCCGGAAUAGGGGUGUUCUAUUUUGGAGAGCCAGCACCAGCAAAAGAGCUGAAACAGCUAGUUCAUGAUUUCUCACAGAAAACAGCAACCAAGUUUGACUUCCACAAACAGAACUUCUGA